AUGACCACUCAGCUCCUCUCUACGGAGCUCACUAAUCUCAUCCAAGAGAGCAAGCGAAAGCAUAAUGAUCUUAGACAGGCAGCAGAGAAGUCCUUAGAGGAACUUAGAGGAAUCCGCGCUACAAGCGAAGCACAGCUUGCUGCUGAACUCUCCCAAAGGAUUAACUUCGUCAACCCCUUUGUUAUAGCAUGUGGGACGAGGAACGCCAAGUUCACCGGCAUAGCUAUCGUAUGCUUGUCGCGUCUCAUUCUUGUCACGGCACUGCCACGAUCAAAAUUGAGCCCUGUAUUGGAGGCAUUGCGCGAGGCAACAUCUGCUGGUCUUGAUGUCCAACUCAAGAUUCUGCAAGCUUUACCAACUCUACUUCAAAACUUUUCCAAGGAGAUCCAAGGAGACCUAUUAGUCACUGCAUUGAAUAUUUGCUUCAUUCUGCAGACUACCAAAAAUGGCAUCGUCAAUAAUACUUCUGCUGCUACACUACAGCAGCUUGUUAUGACUGUAUUCGAAAAAGUGGUAGCCGAAGAUAAAUCAGCAUCUGAUGCAAAUUAUGUCGGCCAUGCUCCUACCGAUGAUGGCGAAGUCCAACUUCGUGCAGCAUCUAUGGAUGCAUAUCGCAUAUUCCGAGAUAUAUGUCUGAUGACAGAAAAUCAACGACCAGAAUAUCUCCGCUUCACGGGUCUUCCCCAAACAUUUGGCCUAGAGUUGAUAGAAUCGGUCUUGAGUCAACAUGCAACAGUUUUUACAAGUUCACAACACCCAGAACAAGCACACAUACUCCGCACAAGUGUCAUGCCUUUUGUGAUCAAGGCUUUAUCCGCCAAACCGAAUUUCGCAACUUCCGUACGACUUGUACGUAUUCUUUACACAUUAUUGAGGAAACACUUGGAUAUUCUACUAUCGGAGGGCGGUGAGGCUCUUGAUACACUCACCCAGUUGCUAGAUCAAGAUGCAGCAUCAUGGAGGAGGGCGUUAUGUAUGGAAGUUUUUCGUGGCAUAUUCUCCGAACCUCCUCUUCUCCGGCGAAUUUUCGCAUUCUAUGACUCUAGGGAGGGAGAGAAGGAUAUUCUCAAGACUCUGACUGCUACAUUCGUUAGAGUCAGCACAGAAAAGCCAACGGUUAUUGGGCUAGGUCAUCAGUCCACAAUACCAGUGGCUAACCCAUACGCAAAUAUGGGUGGUUCGUCAGAUCAAGCUAUGUUGGAAGCCAGCGGAGUCACUGGAAUUAUCAGUGGAUCUGUGAGCGAGGGCCAUAACACGGGUAUUAGCUCACAAUGGAGUACGGUUAGAGUUGCCUGCAUCGACCAACUCGACAAGACCGAACCACCCCUUGUUCCGGAGUCUUACGUUUACGCGUUGACACUAUCCUGUAUUACUUCGCUAUCGGAAGGAUUGGCUAAGUUUAUCUUGCCCCUUACGGUUCCUCCUGAUAGUCGAGCGCGCAAGCGUAAUGCCAAACAGUCAGAAAUGGGGAGGGACUCUCCAAGUUUAAUUGAUGACGAUAGCAAUGCUCCCAAGACAGCAGUAGAAAGAACUGCUACACUGAGCUCCCUCGAGAGAUCUGGUUCGUUCAAGAAAAAUCCCGUACCUCUCAAUCCUUUAGCAGUCCAGGAUCACCCGUUGCAUGCCGAGGUCAAGAUAUGCGCAGCGAUUAUUGAUGAAUGCUGGCCGGCAAUACUUGCAACGUGUUCCACUUUUCUAUUUGCUGCACUUGAUUCGGAAUAUUAUCAUGGCCUGGUUCGUGCCUUUCAAAAAUUUGCUCACGUUGCUGGAUUACUUCAUCUCACAACUCCAAGAGAUGCUUUCUUGACUACCCUAGGUAAAGCAGCCGUACCGCCGAAUGUAUUCAGUGCUUGUCUCAACCCUAGCACACCCAAAGCAAACCCGACUAGCCCUAUUACCGAGACGCCCAAUAGUAUCUUGGGUAACGCCAGGGGCCUUUUGAGUGUUGAUAAUCUAGUCACUCCAGUGGGUGCCGCUGGUGAAAGACAAAGGCAAUUGUCGGCGGACGCUAACACCAUACCACAAACGUUGAAUACUCGGAAUCUUUUAUGCUUGCGAGCACUUUUGAAUCUAGGUAUAGCUUUAGGCCCGACGCUCAGCUCGUCUUGGUCGAUUAUCUUGGAAACGUUACAGCAAGCUGACUUCGUUCUCUUCACCACCGGGAAGGCCCCCGGGAGAACUCCUCUCGCCGGAAAGGGUCCGGAUGCCAGGGCGGAGAACGAGGCGGCUUCGCUUUUGGCUAAUUUUAGUACCGAAACAAGGGCCGUGGAAACCGCUGCGUCUAGACUUUUUGAAAGCACCGUUGAUUUUCCCAAUACAGCGUUCGUGGAGGUUGUUGAUGCUGUAUGCAAUUUAUUAGACCAACAGUCAGAGCCAGCCUCGGAACCCUCAAGCCGACCGCAGUCCUCACCUUCCCUGACACCGCCAAUACCAGGUCUUCGGCCGCCGAGUGGCCAGCAUAGGAGGCUUCUUAGCAUAUCCAGUACCGGACCCAUGGGCCCUAGCCAAGAAGAUCAAUUUACCUUGGCAAAGAUUGGCGAGAUCGCGACGAUCAAUAUUGAAAGGCUUUUAAGUUAUCCUCCAGAUGUAUCAGGUUGGACGCGAAUUACGACGGAGCUCACAGGUGCAUUAAGCUCUGCGCAAUUAUCUGCACCGAUUCGCACUCGCGCUGCAGACAUCAUAGUCCAUCUUAUUCUGGACGCUGCCAAAGCAGUUGUUGGCGUCGACGAUGAGACUCGUGGUAGGGUCCAGCUUCGUUUAUUAGAAGCUCUCCGAGACUCUUUACUGCCGCUACAAUUAGAAGACCGUGCGGCCUCUGUAGCCACCCACUCAACGGAUGUUGAUAUCCAUAAAAUCAUACUCGGGGGCCUUAAAAGUCUUUUAGAUGACUGUGGUGACGCACUUUUGAGCGGCUGGGAGGUUACCUUCGAAGUCAUUGGCAGUAUCUUUAUACCAAAAAGGUUCGGUUAUGAAAGUGCAAAAGACCCUGGCGGCCAAUCUCUGGCCCUAACUACACGAUCUGGCAAGCUUAUUAGAUCUGCGUUUAAUUCUCUACAGCUGGUUUGCUCUGACUUCCUCGGGUCGUUACCAAAGUCUUGCUUUCUUAUUCUCGUUGAUACCCUGUACAAAUUCUGUUCGCAAGAUGACGAUUUGAAUAUCGCAUUGACGACCGUCACUUUUUUCUGGGUUCUUUCUGAUUUCUUGUCUGGUCGAAGCAAGCAACUUGCGAUUACUGAUAGUCUCGUCGACGAUCCUGAUGGUAUCUCAUUAGUUGAGAAAGCCUCGAAUGCGGAGGAUGCAUCUUCAGAUGCGGCCUUAUGGAUGCUCCUCUUAUUGAGAUUGACUACCGUCACUACCGACGAAAGACUUGACUUGAGAAAUAGUGCCAUCCAGACAUUACUACGGAUAUUCGACGCUUACGGAGAUAGGCUUGGCCCUGAGGCAUGGUCUAUUUGCAUUAAAUCGGUCAUCUUCAAACUUCUGGCGUCCAUAGAGAAGGAACUCGAGGACGUUGGUAAACAAGAAAUUGAUGAGAAAAUCCGGUUUGAUUGGUACGACACAGCCGUCGUGGUGCUUAACGGCAUAUCAAGCCUUCUCGCCAACUAUCUCGACGUGUUGACCGUACAUCCGACAUUCAAUUCAUAUUGGCAACAGCUUCUCGGUCAUUUUGCUUCUUUACUUGACUUUCAAGUCCUUGAGAUAAGCACUGCGACAUUUAAGGCAUUGACACAAAUGCUGUCGCAUAGCCAGAGCGGCACAAAGCAGAAUUUCAACAAGGUCACAAUCGAUUUGGCGUGGGACUUAUGGUCACGCGGCGUGCCGGUCUCUAAGACUGGUAAUACAGGGAAAAUCACAGACAACCAAAACUGUCUUCUUGCCUAUGUCGCGGCUCUCCGUGACGUAUAUCGCCUUAUACAAGUUGAUCUUACGGUAGACCGCAUUCGCCGAAUGUUAGCGCUAUUGCGGGAAGUUAUGCAGGUUGCUACACCUGGGACGUAUAUAGCGGAUAUCGAUCAUGCCACGCCAUUACAAGGGCAAGUACUAGAAGUGAUAAAGAUGCUUCGAACCGAUCUGCCAGGGGCGCCAUCAGCGUUGAUAUCUCAAACAUCAGAGUUUAUUUCGCUGGCCUUCGUCGAAGAGCAUGGCAUGUCGAAUCAACGGAAUUCGCAGAAGCGCACCUAUGUUGCUAUGUCGAAAAGUAGCAUGUCAAUCCUCCAAUCUCUCAUCAUCACCCAUGCCUCUGAUGUAAGCAUAUAUAGUGACGGCGCCUUCUUGACUGCGCUUACUGCUUUGUCAAGACCAAUUGUGCUCAAGUACCGAUUCCCGAUUAUUACGAAAUCGGAACAGCCAUGGAAACAGGCAACAACAUCGGCUUUAGUUAUUUUGGCAGCUACUCUUCCAGAACUUCACAAGCUUGAGAUAUCUCGAUCAAAUCUGCAGGACAUCUGGGAUAUGAUCGUUACUGUCGCCAACGGAAUAGUCAAUGCGGAUUGCGAUGCGCCACCAGAUCGAGUAAAUAUUUCCGAAGACCAAGAUUUCGACAUCACCACCUUUUUAAAACUCCGUGAACUUAUCAUUCCUUCCCUGGGUGCGGAGGUUGUAACGGAUAAGACGCGAAAGAUAUUCGCAGAAAAUCUGUUCCGCAUGUCUAUUAUACAUACACCUGCCCCUGCAGAAUCUUCACUCAUCUAUGGAAGCAAUGGAAGUGACAUAGCUGGGCUCUCAAAUCUUUAUAAGUCGCGGAAAGGGCGCACUAUUGACCCACCCCCUGCUAAACGAGAGAAAAUGAGUUAUGUUUGUCUAGAUGAGUUGUUUGCUUUAGUUGCUAGCCAUAAUGAAGCAUCGACACCUCAGAUCACUGUCCAACCACCAACACCAGCUUUCCCACCUCGGGCCUCGGCAGCGGCUAACAUGCCGUUUGAAGCACCCCAUGCUUUGCAUGUAAGAUUAGCAAAAACAACAGCAUCGUACUUGAUUUUACGGGCGGCGCUUACGAUAAGAGCCUACAUUGCGGACCAGCCACUGCGUGGACAUAUGCCGCAACCUCUCAGCCAACGCCGCGAACUUACGAGAAUAUUGGAAAGACUAGUCGAAUUACGGAGCGAGCCAGACGCUAUCCCGGAUACGCCCAAUGUCGAGAGCGAGAGUCGCAAGCACUUGCUUAGGCUCUACCCGCUGCUGGUUAGUGCUUUAAAGGUCUCUGGCACGAGUGGAGAUGAGGGCACAUUGAGUCUAUUAACGAAGGCGUUGGAAGUCGUCGGAACGGAGUUGGGGAUAUGAAGUUGGUGUUCGUUAGGAAUAGAGCUGAUUUGAAUUCGUCGUCAACGCCGCCUUUGAAUUGUCUUACGGUGGGUGUACGUACUUGUAACUAAAUAGCACUUAUGAAUUAUAGAUAAAUCAUCAUAUCGCCGAAGUACCACCCAGG
Messenger RNA from Hypoxylon trugodes, 5425 nucleotides. RefSeq lists its product as uncharacterized. Lineage: Eukaryota; Fungi; Ascomycota; Sordariomycetes; Xylariales; Hypoxylaceae. The transcript is spliced from 6 exons. The record is from RefSeq and is a predicted model, not a curated record. The coding region runs from base 1 to 5280 and encodes 1759 amino acids.